This is a messenger RNA of Lactuca virosa, 240 nucleotides long. NCBI's taxonomy places the organism in Eukaryota, Viridiplantae, Streptophyta, Magnoliopsida, Asterales, Asteraceae. The record is from the annotation of a GenBank genome assembly.
AUGGCAAGGGUGUGUGGAGAUUCUUUCCUUUCCUCUAUAAAAACCAGCAGAAGCGGAAACUUGUGUAUGUCUAACACAUCUCAGGAUCAGUGUCUGAUCGGAUUUCACUUUCUGAUAUCGAAAGUCUACCUGAUUCAAUUCAUCUUUCUGAGUCUCCCCUCUUCAUUCAAUUCUCAAUUCUUCAGAAAGAAUAAUGUUUGUGAGACACGGACACAUCUGGUUUUUGAAGAAAGACGAUAA